Oryza brachyantha (malo sina) is the source of this 886-nucleotide messenger RNA. Its product is annotated as very-long-chain (3R)-3-hydroxyacyl-CoA dehydratase PASTICCINO 2A-like. Gene Ontology annotation, molecular function: 3-hydroxyacyl-CoA dehydratase activity. The record is from RefSeq and is a predicted model, not a curated record. The transcript has 9 exons. Gene Ontology annotation, cellular component: endoplasmic reticulum membrane. Lineage: Eukaryota; Viridiplantae; Streptophyta; Magnoliopsida; Poales; Poaceae. Bases 34 to 681 code for a protein of 215 amino acids. Gene Ontology annotation, biological process: fatty acid elongation; sphingolipid biosynthetic process; very long-chain fatty acid biosynthetic process.
UUCCUCCUCCACACACACACACACAGAUCUGCAAUGGCAGCGGAUGAUUCAGUGAUGAGGAGCCUCUACCUCUCUGCGUACAACUGGGUCGUCUUCAUCGGAUGGGUUCAGGUGUUCUGUUACAUGACAUUGGAAUUGCUGGUGAAUGGGCACGAGGGCGUCUAUGCUGCUAUUGAGCGGCCUCUGCUGUUUGCGCAGACUGCUGCCAUCAUGGAGAUUCUUUGUUCCAUUCUAGUGUCUUCUACUCUUCCACAAAUUACUGGAAGGCUGUUCAUUACCUGGGGCAUCUUGUGGAGCUUCCCUGAGACACAUUCUCAUAUUCUUGUUACCUCCCUGAUCAUAAGCUGGUCCAUCACCGAGGUCAUCAGAUAUUCUUUCUUUGGCAUGCAGGAGUCGUUUGGAUUUACACCUUCCUGGUUUGUAUGGCUUAGAUAUAGCACCUUCAUAAUAUGUUAUCCUGUUGGUAUGGUUAGUGAGGUUGUCCUAAUCUACAUUGCCUUUCCUUUCAUGAAGGCAUCUGGGAAAUACUGCUUUAGGAUGUCCAACAAAUGGAAUUUCUCCUUCAACUACUUCUAUUUCUCUGCCCUUCUCAUGGCUUUGUAUGUUCCAGCAUUUCCACACUUGUUGCUCUAUAUGGUCGCCCAGAGGAAGAAAGCCCUGUCAAAGGAGAAAACUACAUAACCACUCAAAGAGAUAAUCUAUAGCUGAGGUUUCUAAGAAGUAAAGGUUAAUAUAAUGGAAAUACCAAAGUACAAGAUUAACUUUUCCCUUGGUAAAAUAAAAAUGUGAUCAUGCCACUGCAAUGACGGUGUGUUGCAGGAAGAACAGCUUUUCCAUCUGUAAUCAAGGGCUUGUUUGGAUUAAUGCCAUCAUCAACCUCACCAAA